GCACCCCUUCAUUCGGACUUUCCUCGGCUUUGACAUUCUGCCGCUGGUGGAGUUCCAGCCGGAAACAGACAUCGCCUUGGAGGAGGCCCAGGAUCUCAUAGAGCAGGAGCCGCAUGCCCGGAAGUCUCAAAACAGUGAUGGGUGGCACGAAAGCACGAGGGGCGGCGCAGAAGUCAUGUCCCUGAGCGAGGGACCCAUGCCGGGUGACGAAGCCGGGACGGAUCUCUUCGUUCAGAAGAUGCUCGAUGCGGCGAGCUACUUCGUGCCGGGAGAGCCGUACCAGCCGGUGAAAAUUGACCGCGAGACCUUGGCUGAUCUCAGGCCUGAGGAGGUCUACGUGGCCGACUUCCGAAAAUAUUCGCCGCUGCUGCCCGUGCGGUUCUUCCGGAGCAUGAUUCCGGAG
Symbiodinium sp. CCMP2592 is the source of this 403-nucleotide messenger RNA. Lineage: Eukaryota; Dinophyceae; Suessiales; Symbiodiniaceae. The record is from the annotation of a GenBank genome assembly.